Molecule: messenger RNA, 927 nt
Organism: Mytilus trossulus (common blue mussel)
Lineage: Eukaryota; Metazoa; Mollusca; Bivalvia; Mytilida; Mytilidae
Exons: 2
Coding region: 127-927 (266 amino acids)
Source: RefSeq, a predicted model, not a curated record
CGCCAUUAAACAAAAUUUGAGGAAAAUUUUUCUUAAGCAGAAAAAAAGACUAAAACUGACUAACAGCAAGAACCAAACAAUUGCAUACUCUUAGACAUACAGGAACACCCAUCUGAUUUUUCAAACAUGCGCAGUUUAUUACUCUUAAUGUUUCUCUCUCUGGUUUACGGAUUUCUCCUUGAUACCAAUAAGAUCCAGUCUGGAAACCAACCAACAACGCAGGAUCAAUACCUGACAGUGUCCGAAUUUUUCGAUUCUAAAACUGAAUUGCAAAACGGUAUCCAACAAGCACGUCUGGAAACGAACGGAUUACGGCAUGAUAUGGACAACAAACUGACCCUCCUGACGUCUCAGAUUCAGCAAAUUCUUGGAUCAUUUAAGCAACAAAUAAGCAAAAAUGAUACAAUAGUCGAACUACAAGACAAAUAUGGUGACCUGAUAGAUAAUUUUACCAUGCUACAAAAUAAGUAUAUUCACUUGCAAGACAAAUAUGUGACACAGGAGAGCGAGUUAUUGUUCUUACGGAACAAAACAUCAAGUUUAGAAAGGAGAGUAACAGACUUGGAUAAUCUUAAAAGUGUUCAAACUAUUAAAAACGAAUUUGAGUUAAAGCAACAAGUGCAGUUAUUACAAUCCGAAACGCAUGUGUUGACCGUGAAUGAGCAAGCGAGACGUCAAGAUUUUCAAGCCUUAUAUAAUCUAACACUAAACUUAGGAAAGAAGGCUGAUAAACUCGAUGACAAAAUCCAAAAUGCAGAUUUUAGAAGUAAUAUGUCACUGCUGGACAUUCGCAAGGAAAUUGAUGAUUUAGCGCUAAAUCAAACGAAUCUAACCAAUGCGAAAGUCCAGAAGAUUGCAAAUGAUACAAGCAAAUCACUUGCAGCCAUCAACCAACAGAUUGUUAAGACCAAUAAAAAGGGUAGGUAA